ACGGGUUCACUGCUUUACAGUAUACUCCACAGGACCACAGUAGAGCGGAAAAUACUAUCAAUCCUCAUUUUGUUGCCGUCGCCUUUUUUAAUCGCCGAUUAAUAUGCGAUUUCUUUCCCCGCCGGCGAGAUUCCCGAUCAGUUGAUUGGACUUUCCUAGAUUUGCAUGCUAUUCUCACAUCUGUGUUCGGGAAGCUUUUUAUCCAUUGAACCACGAUCGGAAUUUCUGACCAGUAGCAGACAUUCUUAUGAAGAAAGUUCGAAUAAGUUUGUUCUGGGAAAAAAAGAGAGACGAAGAGGAAGACGCUACCGUUUCUUCAUUACCGACCACCGCAACUUGUUAGCACAUCAGCAAGAAACAAAGAUAGAUCUGCAUUUCCUAUAAUCAACAUUUUGUACUCUCAUGGAGAAUGCGCUGGCUAGUGGGCUUCGUUUUCGAAGGAUUCCUCGGCAAUCCAUUUCUAAUUGCUUUCAGAUGGACCCAUUGCUUGAGGAAAACUUGGAGCAGUGGCCACAUCUAAAUGAGCUUGUCCAGAGCUAUGGGGCUGACUGGGUUAAAGAUGAGUCUAAGUAUGGGCAUUACGAAAGCGUUGGCCCUGUCACAUUUGACAAUCAGAUAUUUGAGGGGCCGGAUACUGAUAUGGAAAGGGAAAUUGAGCUGGCAAAUGCCAAAAGGUCUAAGGUACAAGAUUCGACUGAAGAAGAAAUUGCUAGUACAUCUGGGAGUCAUUAUUCACGAUCGAAUGUUUACGAUUCAUCGAAAUCGGAGAUUUCAAAGAACUUUCAUUUUGGAGAAUCUCCCCUGCCAGCUUACGAACCUGUUUUCGAUUGGGAUAAUGAGAGAUCGACGAUAUUUGGUCAUAGAAUUCCUGCUGCUAACAUAUUUCAAUAUACCAGUGGGCUGAGGAUUGCAGUAAAGGUGUUAUCCUUGUCAUUUCAAGCCGGGCUUGUCGGUGAGUUUGAACUUUCCUUAAAAAAUUGCAUUACUGCUGACAUCCUAUUUCAUUUCUGUUUCUUUUUCAUCUUGGGCCGUUUGAGCCUCAAGCUACUUCGGAAGCUGAAAUACAGAAGUUUUCUUGUAGAGCCAUUUUAUGGCACAAUUUGUUUAUAUAAUAGGGAGAGAAAGGAAAAGCUUUCGGAAGAUUUCAUUUUCCACAUGUUACCCGCUGACAUGCCAGAUUCAAGCAAUUCUGUUGAGACACGUGGGAUUUUCCGGGUUGAUGUGCCAUCAGCAUCAGUGUGUCUUCUUAUUCAGUUAGAAAAGCCUGCAACUGAAGAAGGAGGAGUGACUUCAUCCGUUUAUUCAAGGAAAGAACCAGCUCAUCUCACUGAGAGGGAGAAACAAAAGCUGCAAGUCUGGUCUCGAAUCAUGUCUUACAGAGAGCCAUUUGCUUGGGCAAUUAUCCCGCUUUUUGAUGGUGGUAUUACUUCUGCAUCUGGAGAGUUUGCAUCCCCCAGCAGCCCACUUAUUACUAGUAUUUCAAGUUCAACUCAAGAAGGUGCUGCUGAACCAGCUGCAAAGAUUACAACAGAUGGGACACUUGGCUAUUCUGGUGGAAACUCUGUUGUAGUUGAAGUUUCAAAUCUAAGCAAAGUUAAAGAAGGCUAUACUGAGGAGUCACUUUUGGAUCCUAAGCGAAAGAUUCACAAACCAGUGAAGGGUAUCUUAAGAUUGGAGAUUGAAAAGUUGCAAUCUGGUCUAGUUGAUUCAGAAAAGUACUUUGAGAACGGAAGUACAAACAAUGAUUUGAUGGGUCAUCCGAAUGUGCCUGACACUGCCUUUGAAAAAUGUCCCAGCUACAGAACUGAUGGAUGGCAGAACACGGAUUUCGGUCCACAUUCCUCUGAUAAAAUAGAGCUGAAUCGGAAUGGAUCAACGGCCCAUGGAUUGGUAGAUCGCAGUGCUAGUGAUAUUCAGGCCUUUGAUUUUCGGAUAACUUCAAGGAAUGAGCCUUUCUUGCAGCUUUUCCACUGCCUUUAUGUUUAUCCUUUGAGUGUUAGCAUGAGUAGAAAAAAAAAUUUGUUUAUACGAGUUGAACUGAGAAAGGAUGAUGGAGAUAUUCGCAAAACCCCAUUAGAGGCAAUGCAUCCAAGAGAACCCGGCUCUGAACGUCAGAAAUGGGCUUGUACUCAAGUUGCAGUUGGAGCUAGAGUUGCCUAUUACCAUGAUGAAAUUAAAGUUUCGUUGCCUGCCAUUUGGACCCCUAUGCAUCACCUUUUAUUCACUUUCUAUCAUGUUGACCUCCAAACUAAAAUGGAAGCUCCGAAGCCGGUGGUUGUGGGAUAUGCUGCACUUCCUUUAUCCACUCAUGCCCAGCUGAAAUCAGAGAUCACAUUGCCCCUAAUGAAAGAGUUAGUACCUCACUAUCUUCAAGAUAGCAGGGAGAAGGUGGAGUACUUGGAGGAUGGCAAAAAUGUGUUUAAACUCCGGCUGCGUUUAUGCUCAUCACUGUACCCAAUAAGUGAGCGGAUUAGAGACUUCUUCCUUGAAUAUGAUCGGCACAUUCUUCGGACAAGUCCACCUUGGGGAUCUGAGCUUCUUGAGGCAAUCAACAGUCUGAAGAAUGUUGAUUCGACAGCUUUGCUUCAGUUCCUUCAGCCUAUCUUAAACAUGCUUCUCCACCUAAUAGGCAAUGGUGGAGAGACUUUACAGGUUGCAGCUUUCAGAGCCAUGGUUAAUAUUUUAACACGUGUUUUGUUCCACAGGGUGCAGCAAGAGUCAGUUGAUGAUGGUGAAAGAAAUAUUUUCCUGGUGAACUAUGUUGACUUUGCUUUUGAUGAUUUUGGGGGCCGUCUGCCACCAGUGUACCCUGGUUUAUCCACAGUUUGGGGAAGUUUGGCUCGCAGCAAGGCCAAAGGUUACCGUGUUGGGCCUGUUUAUGAUGAUGUAUUGGCUAUGGCGUGGUUUUUCCUUGAACUCAUUGUCAAAUCCAUGGCUUUGGAGCAGACUCGGUUGUUGUAUCACAACCUUCCAUCUGGGGAAGAUGUUCCUCCAAUGCAGUUGAAGGAUGGCGUCUUUAGGUGUAUAAUGCAAUUGUAUGAUUGCCUGUUAACAGAAGUGCACGAGCGUUGCAAAAAGGGUCUAGGUCUGGCCAAGUAUCUAAAUAGUAGUUUGGCCUUCUUUUGUUAUGAUCUUCUGUCUACAGUUGAGCCUCGCCAAGUCUUUGAACUGGUGUCUUUGUACCUUGACAAGUUCUCGGGGGUGUGUCAACCAGUGCUGCAUGAUUGCAAGCUUACAUUUUUGCAGAUUUUAUGUGAUCAUGAUCUAUUUGUAGAAAUGCCUGGGAGAGACCCUUCUGAUAGAAAUUAUCUUUCAUCUAUUCUUAUACAAGAGAUUUUCCUCACGUGGGACCAUGAGGAUUUAUCUAUGCGGGCCAAGGCAGCUAGAGUUUUGGUGGUUCUAUUGUCCAAGCAUGAGUUUGAUGUUCGUUAUCAGAAGCUGGAAGAUAAACUUUAUAUAGCUCAAUUAUAUUUUCCUCUCGUGGGUCAGAUACUAGAUGAAAUGCCUGUCUUCUAUAACUUGAGUUCAAGUGAAAAGCGUGAGAUAAUGGACGAGAGAGAUAGCAUUGGCCACCCUGGUUUAGGUAAAGCUCAAUUCAUAAGAGCGAUGCAAGUGUCUUUUGCCUUCCUUCUAGAUGGUUUGUAUUUGCACUUUGUCAGCCACUGGGAGCAUUCAUGGUUUCCUUCACUUGAAAUCCAUAGAGAACAUGAAAAUAGCUUGUGCCUCAGCGGUGUUCUGUAUAGUAUGUGGUUUACAUAUAACAACUCUUCUUCUGCUGGACUGUGUAUCUAUUCGUAUUCUAAUGGCAAUUGGAAUGUUGAACAGCACGGAAAACCUGAUGACAGUGUGCUUAUGGGCAGUAGUUCGCGAAGUCCUUUAGGAGAUAAGCCCUUUAUCUCCAAGUAUUCCGAUAGACUUUCCCCUGCAAUUAAUCAUUAUCUUAUGGAGGCCGCGCGCCAAGAAGUUGGAGGAACACCUGAGAAUGGAUAUCUAUGGCAAAGAGUCAACUCGCAGCUAAGCUCUCCCAGUCAGCCAUAUUCGUUGAGGGAGGCUCUUGCUCAGGCCCAAUCUUCGAGAAUUGGAGCUUCAACCCAAGCAUUAAGGGAAUCUUUGCACCCAUUAUUGAGGCAAAAAUUGGAACUCUGGGAAGAAAACCUGAGUGCUGCUAUCAGUCUUCAAGUUUUGGAAAUAAUUGAGAAAUUCUCCGCUGCUGUAGCAUCCCACACUAUAGCCACUGAUUAUGGAAAACUCGAUUGCAUUACCUCUAUAUUUAUGAUAGUCUUCUCACACAGCCAACCUCUGGCUUUCUGGAAAGCUCUCUUGCCCGUGUUUAAUACCAUCUUUGAGCGCCAUGGAGCAACACUAAUGGCAAGGGAAAAUGAUCGUUUUCUAAAGCAGAUUGCUUUCCAUCUUCUCCGGCUUGCAGUUUUCAGAAACGAGAAUAUUCGGAAGAGGGCUGUUAUUGGGCUUCAGAUACUUGUUCGGAGUUGCUUCUCUUACUUUAAGCAGACAGCAAGAUUGAGGGUCGUCCUGACUAUUACACUGUCAGAGUUGAUGUCAGAAGUGCAAGUUACACAUAUGAAACCCGAUGGAAAUCUGGAAGAAAGCAGUGAAGCACGUCGUCUGCGUAAAUCUUUGGAGGAAAUGAUGGAUGAAUCUAAGAGCCUAAAUGCUCUCAGAGAGUGUGAUCUUUUGGAAACGGGAUCUUUCCCGUGGUCAGAAAUCAAAGACCUCUCUGAUAGUCUCAUUUUGGCUCUUGAUGCCAGUCUGGAACACGCGCUUCUGGCCUCUGUCAUGACGCUAGACAGAUAUGCCGCUGCCGAGAGCUUUUACAAACUUGCGAUGGCGUUUGCUCCAGUUCCGGAUCUUCACAUAAUGUGGCUACUGCACCUAUGUGAUGCGCAUCAGGAGAUGCAGUCAUGGGCUGAAGCAGCACAGUGUGCUGUUGCUGUUGCUGGUGUGGUGAUGCAGCUAUUUAAAACUCCACAGGCACUUGUUACCAGGAAUGACGGUGUAUGGAGCUGUGAACAUGUAAACGCACUGCGUAAAAUAUGCCCUUUGGUCAGUGGCGAAAUCACAUCCGAGGCCUCUGCAGCCGAGGUAGAAGGAUACGGCGCAUCGAAACUAACAGUCGACUCCGCCGUUAAGUACCUUCAGCUCGCGAAUAAGCUUUUCUCUCAAGCCGAGCUCCACCAUUUCUGUAGCAGCAUCCUCGAACUCAUAAUCCCAGUUUACAAAAGCAGAAGGGCAUAUGGUCAGCUAGCCAAGUGCCACACUAUGCUUACCAAUAUAUACGAGUCGAUUCUUGAGCAGGAAUCGAGCCCCAUCCCUUUUGCUGACGCAACAUAUUAUCGAGUCGGAUUCUAUGGCGAGAAAUUCGGGAAGCUCGAUCGAAAGGAGUAUAUAUACCGAGAGGCUCGUGACGUGAGGUUGGGGGAUAUAAUGGAGAAACUCAGUCACAUAUACGAGUCGAGAUUGGCGAACGGCGCUACAACACUGCACGUCAUUCCCGACUCAAGACAGGUGAAAGCAGACGAGCUGCAGCCGGAGGUUUGCUACCUGCAGAUAACAGCAGUGGACCCUGUAAUGGAAGACGAGGACUUGGGAAGUAGAAGAGAGAGAAUAUUUUCUCUCUCAACCGGAAGACGGGUUUUCGACCGAUUCUUGUUCGACACUCCUUUCACAAAGAAUGGGAAGACUCAGGGUGGACUGGAGGACCAAUGGAAGAGGCGUACAGUGGUACAGACUGAAGGCUCCUUCCCGGCCCUCGUGAACCGGCUCCAGGUGAUUAAAUCCGAGUCGCUUGAGUUCUCACCUGUGGAGAAUGCGAUUGGGAUGAUUGAAACUCGAACAGCAGCACUGAGGAAUGAACUCGAAGAACCUAGGAGCAGCUCGGAAGGAGAUCAGCUACCACGUCUGCAGAGUCUGCAGAGGAUACUUCAAGGCUCUGUGGCCGUCCAAGUGAACAGUGGGGUCCUCAGUGUUUGUACAGCGUUCCUUUCUGGUGAACCUGCAACGAGGUUGCGAUCGCAGGAGUUACAACAGCUGAUUGCGGCACUUCUUGAAUUUAUGGCAGUUUGUAAGCGUGCAAUCCGAGUCCACUUUCGGUUGAUUGGGGAGGAAGAUCAGGAAUUUCAUACGCAGUUAGUUAACGGGUUCCAGUCGCUAACUGCAGAGUUGUCUCAUUACAUCCCUGCCAUUCUCUCAGAACUUUGACAUGGAGAUCAUUUUUUUCUCCUUUUGUUUUUCUUCUAUUAGUUAUCCUUGUGUUGUAUUGUAUUUAGGAGGGGCUACAGGGUUGAUUGGUUUGUUUGACUGGUUUUUAAUGUUUGUAAUUCUCUUUUGUGUUGACUUGGGUCAGAAUGCAUUUGCUUGUCCGCUAGACUUCUUUCCAAUCCGCUCGACCCAAAUUAUAUGACAACUCGUGCUUUUUUGGUACUCUUAUCUUUGCGUGAUACUUGAAAGAAAUCUUAUUCGGUCCAUGUGUCGUGUGUAUGUUAUGCAGAUGUUAU
Messenger RNA from Striga asiatica, 6512 nucleotides. The record is from the annotation of a GenBank genome assembly. NCBI's taxonomy places the organism in Eukaryota, Viridiplantae, Streptophyta, Magnoliopsida, Lamiales, Orobanchaceae.